Opisthocomus hoazin is the source of this 495-nucleotide messenger RNA. NCBI's taxonomy places the organism in Eukaryota, Metazoa, Chordata, Aves, Opisthocomiformes, Opisthocomidae. The record is from RefSeq and is a predicted model, not a curated record.
GACUGCCAGGAGCUCACCGACGUGGAGCGGGCCAUUGAGACCGUCAUCAACCAGUUCCACUGCUACGCGGUGAAGGGGCAGAAGGAGUACCUGACGCCCAACGAGAUGCAGGAGCUGGUGGUGCAGAAGCUGCCCCACCUGGGGAAGUGUGUUGGACCACUGGAAGAGAAGAUCGAAUGCAUGGGAGACCCUGACGAGGCCAAGCUGGAGUUCGGAGAGUACUGGGACCUGAUGGGCGACGCGGCCAAGGGCUGUCGGAGGAAGAAAAGUGGGGAGCAGGGAGGGACGGGGCUGCAGCAGAUGAGGAAGGGCAUGAGCCACAGGUCCCCAGACACCGGGAACCGUCGAGCGGCCGACAAGCUCAUCUGCGACCUGGACGAGAACAAAGAUGGCCGCAUCAGCUUCGAGGAGUACUGGACCUUGAUAGGCGGCAUCGCCAGCCCCAUCGCCCAGAUCAUCCGUCAGCAGGAGCAGAGCGUCAAGCACACCAAGUAG